Molecule: messenger RNA, 2854 nt
Organism: Exaiptasia diaphana
Lineage: Eukaryota; Metazoa; Cnidaria; Anthozoa; Actiniaria; Aiptasiidae
Product: mismatch repair endonuclease PMS2
Exons: 4
Coding region: 17-2440 (807 amino acids)
Biological process (GO): mismatch repair
Cellular component (GO): MutLalpha complex
Molecular function (GO): ATP hydrolysis activity; ATP binding; mismatched DNA binding
Source: RefSeq, a predicted model, not a curated record
ACAAUCGUCUGACAAGAUGGAAGAUGAAGUUGUUGAUUCUCCGUCCGUUCUACCUAUUGAUCGUAAGACUGUACAUCAGAUUUGCUCUGGACAAGUUGUACUGAAUCUUGCGACAGCUGUCAAAGAGUUGCUUGAGAAUAGCCUGGACGCUGGUGCAACGAGCGUGGAAAUCAGACUUAAAGAAAAUGGCGCGGAAUUGGUUGAAGUCUCGGACAACGGUUGUGGAGUGGAACCACAGAAUUUCGCAGCUUUAACACUUAAACAUCAUACAUCUAAGCUUCGCGACUUUUCUGAUUUAUCUUCUGUAGAAACCUUUGGGUUCAGAGGAGAAGCGCUCAGCUCAUUGUGUGCAUUGAGCAACUUGACAAUUACUACCAAAGACAAGUCCCAGGUAGCAGGAACAAGACUGGUGUAUGAUUACAAUGGCAAAAUACAAUCACAGACAGCCUGCGCAAGACAACAAGGAACCACAGUAACACUAUGCAAUCUCUUCUCAACUUUACCUGUGCGCCAUAAAGAAUUCCUUCAUAACAUAAAGAAAGAAUUAGUCAAACUUGCACAUGUUCUUCAUGGAUACUGUAUUAUAAGUAACAGAGUCAGGAUAACAUGCACUAAUCAAGUAGAAAAAGGAAAAAAGACAACAAUAGUUUCAACACUUGGCAGUGAGCACAUCAAGGAUAAUAUUGCUUGCUUGUUUGGUCCAAAACAGGUCCAGUCAUUGAUACCAUUCAAUCAAGUCCAACCAUCAGAAGAAGAACGUAAUGAAUUCAUCAUCAACACUGAUAACCAGUCAAACCUGUUUCACAUAACUGGUUUCAUUUCCAAGGCUGAUCAUGGUAUGGGAAGAAGUUCUGCAGACAGGCAAUUCUUUUUUGUCAACAAACGACCAUGUGACCUKCUCAAAGUCUCACGUGUUGUYAAUGAAGUGUACCACAUGUACAACAGACACCAGUAUCCAUUYGUUGURCUGAAYAUUUCUCUUCAGAGAGAAACYGUUGAUGUGAAUGUAACUCCRGACAAACGAAAAGUGUUCAUGCAAGAGGAGAAAGUGUUGUUAGCAACUAUUAAAAGCUCCCUAAAAACUAUGUUUGACCCUGGGACAUCUAAUUAYGAGAUCAACCAAAAACCCUUAAACAACCUCAGCUUUCAUCMCAUAACUAAAACGAAGGAAGUGGAAAAUUGUACAUCWGUCAAACAAGAAYCGGAAAGGAUUGUCAAGAAGGUGUCUGUGGAUGCAUCUGGAAAGAGUUUUCCUCUGCUAAGCAGUUUCAAAAGGACRUAUUCUGCAAUGUCAGGAAAGGAAAAAUGCAAGAAAGAACCAAAGGCAAAACAGGCUAAGUUGACAACAUUUUGCAACUCUGUCAUAGAUUUUGGCUCCAAAUUGUUUGGAAAAUCAAGUAUUACUGCAACUAAAGUCGCUGAAAGCACAUUGGAGAUACCUACAGAAGAGGAAGCUAUUGUUUCUGAARAGRCUAGUGAUGAAAUAGUUCAACUUAAAGACGUCUCGCUCGCURCAAACACURCAGAGACAAUGUUACGCGAGAAUGAUUGUGUAGUAGAGCAAGUAGAAGAACAAGAACAAGAAGUUACAAUAAUUGAACAUCGACAUAAUGACCAAAUAAGACAGAAAACAGACGAAAGUCAAACUACAACAAGGCGAGAUUUUCGCGCAAGUUUACAACAACGCAAAGUAAUACAUGUCGACUUUAAAAUGCAAACAUUAAAGGAAUCUGCGCAUAAGAACARAAACUGCGCAAAUCAAGAAUCAAAAUCGCGCUUGUUUCGCGCCAAAAUAACACCAGAAAAUAACGCGGCUGCCGAGGAGGAGCUGACAAGGAAUAUCAGCAAGGAAUCUUUUAGUAAAAUGGACAUUUUAGGGCAAUUUAAUCUUGGGUUUAUUCUCACACGUCUUGGACAAGACAUUUUCAUCAUUGACCAACACGCUUCUGACGAAAAGUACAACUUCGAGAACCAACAAAAGAAUACAACUUUACAAACCCAGCGACUUAUUAUCCCCAAGAAACUUGAACUAACUGCAGUAAAUGAAUGUAUUCUUAUUGACAACAUUGAAAUCUUCCGUAAAAAUGGUUUUGACUUUGAGAUCAAUGACGAMGCAGAGGCAACUCRGAAGGUAAAGCUAGUGUCUGUGCCUGUGAGCAGGAACUGGACGUUUGGAGUGGAGGAUGUUGAGGAAUUGAUAUUCAUGCUUAGUGAUUGUCCAGGAGUGAUAUGUCGUCCUUCGCGUGUUCGUAAGAUGUUUGCUAGUCGAGCUUGUCGUAUGUCGACCAUGGUUGGUACAGCGUUAAGUCGUGAAGAAAUGAAAACAAUAGUUCAGCAUAUGGGACAAAUGGAGCAUCCAUGGAACUGUCCACACGGACGACCGACCAUGCGCCAUGUCAUCAACAUGAACAUGAUAUCUGGCUGCUAUAAUGAGCACUAGAGCAAGUGAAUGAACUAUUCACUCUCAGUAAUGGGAAAAUCUUGGAUGGAAAAAUAGAUUUACUCUGUUGACUUACCGUUAAUUGAUAAUCUGAAUCUGAAACACCAGGAAUUAUGGAAACGACUUAAUUAAUCAAUGCUCGCCCACCGGCAAUAGCCUCGUAGUACAAUAAUAAAUCAAAUAACUAUACAGCAUACCACUCUAUCUACAGGGUUCCUAGCUAUCAAGCGCAGCAGUUUAUUGGACUUAGCCAACUUGGUCUACUUAAAAACGCACGUAGGAUGCCAAGACCAAACAAAAUAAAAAUAAAUUGAAAAUCAAUAUUUUCAUCUUAGUUGCUUCUUUCCCAGCCCUUUUGUGUUAAUACGGAGGCCCCUAUUAAGGAAAACUCAUUAAACAUAUAUGAAAUUUUUA